Molecule: messenger RNA, 909 nt
Organism: Thlaspi arvense
Lineage: Eukaryota; Viridiplantae; Streptophyta; Magnoliopsida; Brassicales; Brassicaceae
Source: the annotation of a GenBank genome assembly
AUGCUGGAGGGAGCAAAGUUCAACGUGAUGGCUGUUGGGAAUCACAACAACGACAACAACAACAACUACUAUGCUUUCACGCAAGAGUUCUACCAAAAGCUCAACGAAGGCUCAAACAUGUCGAUGGAGAGCAUGCAGACGAGUAACGCCGGAGGAUCCGUGUCAAUGUCUGUGGACAACAGCAGCGUCGGUUCCAGCGACGCUCUUAUCGGCCAUCCUGGCUUGAAGCCGUUGCGCCACGGCGGCUACUCUCUCUCCGUCGGGCAAAGCGUGUUUCGUCCCGGGAAAGUCACUCACGCGUUGAACGACGACGCCUUGGCUCAAGCGCUGAUGGACAGCAGGUAUCCAACCGAAGGGCUUGCGAACUAUGAAGAGUGGACGAUUGAUCUGAGGGAUCUCUACAUGGGACCUGCUUUUGCUCAAGGAGCUUUUGGUAAACUGUACAAAGGGAUUUACAACGGGGAGGACGUAGCGAUCAAGAUACUUGAGAGGCCAGAGAACAGCGUGGAGAAGGCGCAGUUCAUGGAGCAGCAGUUUCAGCAAGAGGUGACUAUGCUUGCGAACCUGAAGCAUCCUAACAUCGUGAGGUUCAUUGGCGCUUGUCGCAAGCCGAUGGUUUGGUGUAUUGUGACUGAGUACGCUAAAGGAGGCUCAGUGAGGCAGUUUCUGACAAAGAGACAGAACAGAGCCGUGCCUUUGAAGCUUGCUGUGAAACAGGCGCUGGAUGUCGCUAGGGGUAUGGCUUAUGUCCAUGGACGCAACUUCAUUCACAGGGAUCUCAAGUCGGAUAACCUUCUCAUCUCGGCUGAUAAGUCGAUCAAGAUUGCUGAUUUCGGUGUAGCGAGAAUCGAAGUUCAAACCGAAGGGAUGACUCCAGAGACCGGAACUUACAGAUGGAUGGCUCCGUAA